AUGCAGGUAUUGCUCUUUUUCUGCAUCUUCUGCGUAUUGCUUGCUACGGGAGUUUGCUUGCAAUGUGAAUACUGCAAAAGUGCCACGGCGUCCUGCACCGGUGUCCCACAGAAGUGUGCGCCACAGGAAAAUGCCUGCAUUAUCCUGACCGUGGAAAUCAGAAAAGGGAAGGAGGUGUCACUGGCCACCUAUAAAGGCUGCACCAGGUCUAUCUACUGCACUCCCUCGCCCAUGAGCAUCAGAAUUCCUUCCUACCACAAGCGAAGAGCCAACAAGUGUUGCCGAAAAGAUCUUUGCAACUCGGGAGCAGCGCCACUGCCGCCACUACGGCUGAAUCCAAAUGGAAUGCAAUGUCCCGGAUGCUUGUCAAAGGAUCCCAAGUGCCCACCCACCGAGAUCAUAAACUGUCGUGGCUGGGAGGUCUUUUGUGUCUUCUACGAAGUGUGGGCUGAUGAGGGUGGCAGCAUCUCCAGCUUUUCGAAGGGUGGCUGCGGAAAUAAGGAAGCGUGUAUGCACGAGCCCCGCAUCAUAGGGGUGCCCAGAUUGUUUAUGGAAACGAUAAGGAAGACAGAAUGCACUCAUGCUCCCAUGCUAAUCAAGAAAGGUCACAAAUAG
Messenger RNA from Eublepharis macularius, 615 nucleotides. Its product is annotated as phospholipase A2 inhibitor and Ly6/PLAUR domain-containing protein-like. Gene Ontology annotation, molecular function: phospholipase inhibitor activity. The record is from RefSeq and is a predicted model, not a curated record. The transcript has 5 exons. NCBI's taxonomy places the organism in Eukaryota, Metazoa, Chordata, Lepidosauria, Squamata, Eublepharidae. Bases 1 to 615 code for a protein of 204 amino acids. Gene Ontology annotation, cellular component: extracellular region.